GCAGGGGUCUCGCUUCUCUGCACCGAGCCUCGGCGCCGGCAGCAACAUCAACAACAGAGAGCCGCCCGCUGCGCUCGAGCUGGGAGGCGUCUCCAGGGCCCGGCUGCGCUCGCCGGGGGCGGGAGGCUGGCGGCGGGGAUGCUCCUCCUCGUGCAGGAGCUCAGCACCACCAGCGGCCGGGCGGAAAGCCGCAGCAGUCUCGCUUGGGACCCGCGACCAGGCGGCACGAAGAGGGAGAAGCGAGGACUUGACCCGGAGGGUACAAAGAAUCGAAAUAACCAGCUUUCGUGGGAAAUGAUUAACCUGAGGAUAAUUUAUGAAUGAAGACCCACAGCAUGUUCAGAAGUUCCAGCAAAGCUGCAAUGGACACUCAAGUCACUAAGCUGGACUUUGUAACUUUUUGUUGUUUGCAAUGAUGUGCCUUUAAACUUUAUAUCACAAUUCAUGCCCUUCAUACUACAUAAAUUAUAAAAUAAUACAAUCGAAGCAACAUGUCAAAAAACUUGGAGAUUAUCAAUCUGUCAUUUUUACUGGAACAUGAGAGGGAAAUGAUACUGGGAGUGCUGAAGAGAGACGAGUAUUUGAAAAAAAUUGAAGAUAAAAGAAUCAGAAAACUGAAGAAUGAGUUACUGGAAGCCAAAAAGAAAGGUGGACGGCGUUACCAGGAAGACGACAGCAGGGUCUGCAUUCGGUGUCGAAAGAAUUUGGGCUUAAUCUUUGAUAGAGGGGAUCUCUGCCAAGCAUGCGGACUCAGAGUUUGCAACAAAUGUCGUGUUGUGGGAAUUGGUGGCAACUGGAAAUGCACAGUGUGCGAUAAGAUUGCGCAGCUUAGGAUAGUUACAGGUGAAUGGUUUUUUGAAGAGAGAGCAAAGCGCUUCAAACAAUCCACCCUCCUUGGAAGUGAUGUCGUUAGAAGGUCUAUCCAACGCAAACCCCCAGAUCCUUCCUCUGAAGCUACAGGAGGAAAACUCAAAGAUCAGUCUCCAGAGAGUUCAGAGGAGACUUCAAAGCAAGAUGUGCUUGCUUCCUUUUCAAGUGGGGCAAAGUCAGUCUUCAGUGGGCACAGAAAUAUUGGAGCUUUAUUCAAGGCUAAAGGAGAAAUCGCAGUUGUGAAGGCAGAAGAUGGAAGAAGCAUCAGCUCAGAUGUUGAUGUCCAGAGUAUAAAUAGUGCUGAUAGGGUGAGCACCUAUUCUCUCAAUAUGGAGGAACUGCCUGCUGGGCUGAAAGGAGCAGUUUGUGCCGCUAACCGAAGCAAUUCUUCUACUCCAGUCCAUCCAAGGUCACCAGCACUGAGUACACGCAGCAUGACUGUAGAUUAUGGCAGAGAUCCUGGAUUAGAAAAAGGCACUGCUAUGCCUGCAAGUGAAAGUAUACCAGCAGAUCUAGCAAAAAAGCAUCGCAGGAAAGCAUCUGGAACACCCUCUAUAGCUGUUUCUAGGACAUCUAUGUCAUCUGAUCGCAGCAGAUCAGAGAGAGAUCUCAGUGUAUCCUUCUCAGAAGGUAAUGAGGAUACUUUAAGCUUAAGAAGUAAAUCUGUACCUGAAGCAUUGGACCAGGAGCUGAGUUACCUGGAUGAGACAGAGGAAGAUAUUGAUGACAUUGUCGCCUCUGGCUACUCAAAGAGACAUACCAAUAUGAUAAGUGGAUUAUCAACAAAUUCUCCUUCAAGUUCUGACAGGAAAUGGACCUAUUUAAAUGUUCCAGAAGCAGAUGGUGACACUACCAGCAUCAAUAGUAUGACAAGUGUGUAUAGUGAAACGGGGGACUAUGGCAACGUGAAGAUCAGUGGUGAAAUUUGUCUCCAAAUUAACUACAGCUAUAAAACAGGAGCCCUCAACAUCUUGGUAAAAAAAUGCAGGAACUUGGCCAUAGCAGAUGAAAAGAAGCAGAAAACAGAUCCCUAUGUCAAAGCAUAUUUAUUGCCGGACAAGUCUCGUCAAAGCAAACGGAAGACAAAAAUUAAAAGCAAUAGCACUAACCCUGAGUUCAAUGAAACACUGAAGUAUGUCAUCAGCCAUACACAGCUUGAGACUCGGACCUUGCAGCUUUCUGUCUGGCAUUAUGACAGAUUUGGGCAUAACAGCUUUCUAGGAGAAGUGGAGAUACCCUUGGACUCCUGGAACUUUGAACAUCAAGCUGAUGAAUGGUUCAUGCUUCAGCCCAAGAUGGAAGUUGUAGCUGAUACAGGUCUUCAGUACAAAGGAGAGUUGAUAGUUGUCUUACGGUACAUCCCCCCUGAGAGGAAUUUAACACUUCCCCUAGGAGAAAUUCAAGGAAAGAAGAACUCUAAGAAGGAAAAGAAGGCAAACCCACAACUGCCGCCAGGAGGCAUAUUAGAAGUUGUCAUCAAGGAAGCCAAGAACUUAACAGCUGUGAAGUCAGGAGGCACUUCUGACACAUUUGUGAAAGGGUAUCUGCUUCCUGACAACAACAAGGCAUCUAAGCACAAAACCCAAGUAAUAAAAAAGACCGUGAAUCCCCACUGGAACCAUACUUUCACUUUUAGUGGCUUGAAUCCUAGAGAUAUACAGAAUGUCUGCGUAGAACUCACUGUCUGGGACAAAGAGUCCCUUGCCAGCAAUAUCUUCCUGGGAGGCGUUCGCCUGAGUCGUGGAGGAGGUUUCAGUAACGGCAAAGAAGUUGACUGGAUGGAUUCUCAAGGAGAGGAGCAACUUCUCUGGCAAAGAAUGAUUGAUUGUCCUGGGGAUUCUGUGGAAGGUGUAUUAAUGCUGAGAUCAAGCAUGGGAAAGCGCAGACUCUGAGAGGGACUAUGCGUAGGCACAGAAAUGACCCCAGGGUAGAGAUGAAUUCAGUAGAGCAGGUAUGGUGGCAGCUUUCAAACUUUUCCUUUCUCUUCAUAUUGCCACGCAACCAUUUCAUAGAAUCUCAAAACAGUAUUGUUACAAUUUUUCUCUUUUUUUGCAUUUAACUACACCAGUUUUGUAAUUUUCCAGCUUAUAGAUAGAUGUGAAUUGCAUUUUAAAGACCCAAAGUCAGAAAGUACAAAAAAAAACCAGACUUCCACUUUUCAAAUCUGAGAACCUCCCAAAAUUCACAAAUUUCAUCUGUCUUAACACCAGCCAAAAAAAGGUCUCUUUAGUUGAGACACACAGUUUGUUUGCUAAACACAGGUCUCACACUCUGCCGUUUCACAUGCGCCUACUGGGUUUCCUGGCAAUGGUGUGGAUACUCGGAUAUAAAAAUAGUAGAUCCUCUAAAAAAAUCAGGAUCAGGGGUUGCUAAUCUGGUCUUCCAGAUGCUGCUGGACACCAGCUCCUCCCCAUCUCUUAUCACCCAUUCUGGCUGCAGCUCAUGGGAGUCCAACAGACUCUGAAGUGCCAAAUGGUGGUCACCCCUUGCUCUAAGUGAAGAUGUUUUCUUCUGUAACUUUACCAGACGAUGCUGUUCAGUCUGCACCAAAAGUCCAUGGAGAUACUGCCUUCUGACUGGCACAAGUAAUGUGCUCUCAUGGAAUAACCACCUCAUACCACCAGGCUCCAACUUUUAAGAAGACAAUGGGGUUGAUUCCUUCCCCUGCUUGAAUCUUAAGAGGUUGACUAGCACAACUCAACUGUGGCAAUAAAUUAUGCUAACUGCUUGCUUUAACUACUGUUCUGCAGAAUUUUAUCCUGCUAGUCUUCAGAUGGCUUUGGCAGCGUGUUAAAAACAUCCAUGUAAGUUAGAAUAUUAUUAUUUUAUCAGCAAAAAUGCUUUGUUGUGUGCAAUGUCUUUCUAAUGUAUUUUUUCCUGUUGUCUCAUUUGGAACAAUUAUGCUGCGCAUGAACUGUAGCAAAUUACAAAGGGAACUGCAUUAUGUUAAACCCUACCAAAAGUCAGCCAGAACUCCCCCCCCCAUGCAGGCUUGCUUUAGUGUACAUUCCUAUGUAUUUAUACAGACUUAUGGAUUGGGAGGGGGGGAGAGAGAGAGACUGGCUUCAUUUGCAGCUAGUGUAAAAGGUCUUAUUUUUGUGUGCAAUUAAAAUAUUUCACCAUGUUAAAAUUU
Messenger RNA from Podarcis raffonei (Aeolian wall lizard), 4003 nucleotides. It is a transcript of the gene SYTL5, whose product is annotated as synaptotagmin like 5. Gene Ontology annotation, biological process: exocytosis; intracellular protein transport. Gene Ontology annotation, cellular component: plasma membrane; exocytic vesicle. Lineage: Eukaryota; Metazoa; Chordata; Lepidosauria; Squamata; Lacertidae. Gene Ontology annotation, molecular function: small GTPase binding; phospholipid binding; neurexin family protein binding. The transcript has 19 exons. The coding region runs from base 492 to 2762 and encodes 756 amino acids. The record is from RefSeq and is a predicted model, not a curated record.